GUAGUCGAUGAAGUGGAGUCUACUGUAGAUACAGAUGGGAUACAGACUUUAAAAACGAUCUAACAUUUCCAGUUUGUCGAGAAGUUAAUUCAGCAUUUUAAUGGAUACCUAUGUGUGAUAAAUGUACGCAUUUGAUUUUAUGCUUUGUCUGAUUGACAGUUUUUCCAUAUAGCCGAUCUAUGCUGAAAGGAUAUACAGUCAUGCAGCGAUCAUUAAUGAUAGUGUUGGUUAAGAAAGCGCUGAUGAAAUCGGCCACUGUCAAUAAAUAAAUGGAGACUGCGAGGACUUGUAUGAGAAUGGGUAACAAGUGUUCUAUAAAUAGGCUGAUACGAGUUUAACUUCAUUCACUGGAAACUUCAGAUUUGGGGAACAUGAAGUUGUCUUCAGUCAGAAUGGGAGUCGUCAAGGUCAUGUUGCUCAUCUUUUUGGCCAUUCUGUUGUCUGACUGUGCAAGGGGACCUCCGCUGGUGGCUGAGAGGGUGGCCCAUAGACAGUCAGUGCACCUGGGGAGUUCCAUCAAGCUGCCAUGCCCUGUUGAAGGAGACCCGCCACCCCUCAUCAUGUGGACCAAAGACGGCCACAACAUCCACAGCGGCUGGACCCGCUUCCGCAUCCUCCGCCUGGGCCUGAAGAUCAAGGAAGUGGAGGUUGAGGAUGCUGGAACAUACAUCUGCAAAGCCACCAACGGCUUUGGCAGCAUCAGCAUCAACUAUACCCUCAUUGUCAUUGAUGACUCUGGUGCUGAUAAGACUGGGCCAGGGGUCCCUGGUGGGGUGGACUCAGAGUAUGACCCUGACCACCUAUCAGGAAAACUAGUGCGUCCCCGCUUCACACAGCCUGCUAAAAUGAGGAAACGGGUGAUUGCCCGCCCAGUGGGGAGCUCUGUGCGGCUGAAGUGUACAGCCAGCGGUAACCCUCGGCCAGACCUUGUGUGGCUGAAGGACGACAGGCCGCUGACGGAGCGCGAGGUUGGCGAGGGGCGCCAGAAGAAGUGGACUCUGAGCCUGAGGAACCUGACCCCGGAGAACAGCGGCAAGUACACCUGCAGAAUUUCCAACCAAGCCGGGGAGAUCAACGCCACCUACAAAGUGGAGGUCAUACAGCGGACCAACUCCAAACCCAUCUUGACGGGCACUCACCCGAUCAACACCACAGUGGACUAUGGGGGGACUACCUCAUUCCAGUGCAAAGUGAGGAGCGAUGUCAAACCGGUCAUCCAGUGGCUCAAGCGUGUAGAGUCCAACGGGGAGAGUCGGUACAAUUCCACCAUCGAGGUGGGCGACCAUCGCUUUGUGGUGCUGCCCACGGGAGAGGUGUGGUCACGCCCUGACGGCUCCUACCUCAACAAGCUGCUCAUCACCCGCGCCAAGGAGGAGGACUCUGGCAUGUACAUCUGUCUGGGUGCCAACACCAUGGGCUACAGUUUCCGCAGUGCUUUCCUCACCGUGCUGCCAGACACCAAGCCACCCAUCCCCCCGAUGUUCACCCCAGCCUCCAGCACCCUACCCUGGCCUGUCAUCAUCGGCAUCCCUGCUAGCAUGGUGUUCAUCUUCGGUACAGUGCUACUGUGGUUCUGCCAGAGUAAGAAGCACUGUUCCCCUCCCAGCACUCCGGCUGCCCAGGUCCUGCAGGCCUCCCACCGGCUGCCCUACCACGAGAGGGACAGGAGCUGUGUGGCCCACUUCUCCACUUCCUCCAGCCCAGAGAAGGACUGCCUGGGCUCCAUAAACUAUGAGGAGUAUCUGACUCAGCAGCAGCUUCUCCUCACUCAGGGGGUCUCUGCCCUACCCCCCAAAAUCUACCCCAAAAUCUACCCAGACAUCCACACUCACAUCCACUCCCAUGUGGAUGGGAAGGUGCACCAACACAUUCACUUUCAGUGUUAGCCAAAUAUAAUAAUAUAUGCCAUUUAGCCAAAGCAACUUAUAGUCAUGCGUGUAUACAUUUUAAGUAUGGGUGGUCCCAGGAAACGAACCCACUAUCCUGAUGUAGCAAGAAACAUGCUCUACCAACUGAGCUACAGAGGACCAAAUGUAAUGUUGUCCCCUUCUCUGCGCCUCUGAAGAAUGGCAUCGUACAGUGAGGGUCUGAGCUGUGGACUGAACCUCAGAGAACAGCUCUCUGGUUGUACCUGCAUACCUGCCUGGUCCUUGGUGCAACUUGUUUCAUAUCAACACCACUAAAAGACAUCAAACCCCGAUGUGCACUUUGUACACAAAUCCCCAAGGGAUUCUGCAAUGUGUUAACGGCUAUUCAGACUUACUGAGAGGGCUAUGGGUCGUUCCACCAAUUUGGUGCCUUUUGAGAAGUAUUUUUUUUAAUUUAAUUUUACAUUCUGUCAUAAAGAUCACAUGUUCGACUUCAUAAAAAAAGUUUUCCCAUCUCGAGAGUUAAAGCUAGAAUUCUUAGUUGCUACAUCCAUUUUUGGAGUUUUAAAUUAAUGAUAUACACUGCACACAAAACAUUAAGAACACCUGCUCUUUCCAUGACUAACCAGGUGAAAGGUAUGAUUCCUUAUUAAAUUCCUGUUAAAUUACCUGGGGAGCUCUGAGGUACCUGAACACAUGAGAAAAAAAUCACGCAUGCAUAUCAUCACAUUUACGUAGUGAUGUAGAGUAGAGGCACUUACAGAAGUUGCACACAGGCAAAAUGUUGUGGCCAAGGUUCCAGGUAUUUUGGGGCCUUUUAUAAACGCAUUUCAUGCGAUUCUAAAUCAUUUUACAUGACUGGAGAUUUUUGCAUAUAUUUUUUCAAUGCCGCGUUUGGGAACUCGGAGAACUCAGAGCUGGGAAAUCUCCAACUUCAGUACAUUCAAGACAACUAGGAAAUCGGUUAAAAAAAACGAGCUCCGAAUGGGAAAAUAAUUUAUUUAUAUACUUUUUAAAAUAUAUAUAUUUUUUACCCUUUUUCUCCCUAAUUUGUAAUUACAGUCUUGUCCCAUCGCUGCAACUCCCGUACUGACUCGUGGCACAUCUAGUCUGAAAAUUAUCAUCUAGGAUGUUGGUAAAAGCCUUUGGUUAGUAUCAUAGCAAGGAAACAAAUCAUAGCAAGGAAACAAAACACAUAGCCGAUUUCAAUUAUUUACGACAACAGCCCUAAUGUUGAAAUCAAUCAUUGUCAUCCAGUCACGUUUAUGAUCCUGUUCUAGCAGGAUCCGGCUCAAAUUAAGCACUGAAGUCAACAUGGGCCAGCAUCCCUGUGGAACUCUAGAGUCAAUGCCCUGACGAAUUGAGGCUGUUCUGAGGGCAAAACCUGGUGCAACUCAAAAUUAGAAAGUUGUUCCUAAUUUGUAUACUCAGGGUAUAUUCAUACAUUUAAAAAAAUAAUAAUAUAACGUAUAAAUGCCUCACGAGCUUAGUUUAGCUGUCUUUGUACCCCAUCAGAACCCAAAAAGAUAAGCUUAUUUUACUCCAAUGUUUGUAAAAAAUUUAAAUGUAAAGAAAAAAACCUGUAUUGCCUCAAAACAUGAAUUUGUAUAUAAUGGAUGGUCAGUUCUUGCAUCCAUACCUCUGUUUAGGUAUUUGAGAGUGGUUACAUUUCUCUAGGAACAUCCCUCAGUUUAUAACUAGGGUUUAAGAUUGAUGGUGAAAACUUGGUGAAAUCUUGGGGUUAAGUGUGUUAAAAUCUUCUUAGAAGUCACAAAGGGUGCAUGGAGAGAUUCUCCAAGUUGUCUAUAUGAAAGGGGUAUUUCAUUUAUUAUAACAGGUUUAUAAAAUCCAAUAUUGUACUCAAGAGGCACUCAUUUCGUGGAACAACCCAUAUCCAUCAGUAACUGUGCUGUUUACCCAUCUCAACUAACCUAGAGGGGUUAGGGUCAGUUUAGACCUUUACCUCUAAACCUGUUGUAGGGCAUAAGAUACAGUACUUAAGCUCUGCUAGGUGAUGAUGUUAAAGGACGCAUGGAAUGUAAUACAAAAGGGCUGGUUUUACACUCAUACUCAGGUCAUCCCUUUGAUGAAAAGAAAUGUUUCAUUGAUUGAAUGCACAUCCAUUUAACCCUGACCACUAGUGUCCAUCAAUAAUCCUGUUUCAUUUCACUCAGUCACCCCUGAAGGCCUCGAAGGGCUAUAUGAAAAUAGAUAGGUAGCAUUUUUGGGGGAUAUUUGAAUCAUGUCCAUAUCGAAGACUGCAAAGAAUAAUAUUGCGCCAAUGUUGACUGUUUGACUGGACUCGCUACAUAUCACUGUCGGAAUCCAAAUGUUACUUAGGUUACCACCACUACUAGCCUUUUGCAUGUGUUUUAUAGAAUCCUUGCAAGAGGUAUGAGGUCAAAAAUAUCCCCAGUGUUGCAGUGAAUAUAUGUAACACCAUUGGGACUGCAGUCCAAUCCAACAACAAUUGAUAUAGAUGUAGUCAUUUUAUAUGCAUUUUAAAAGAGGUGUGUAUUUAAUUUAUUUUGAUAUGGAAAUGUAUUGUUUAUUUUUCAAAGUCAGGCAUUUUGAAUAUGUUGAAUGUGUAGGAUUAUGUUUACUGUAGUUGCAAUGUAAAGUAUACAGUGCAUUUGUAAAGUAUUCAGACCCCUUGACUUUUUAUACAUUUUGUUACGUUACAGCCUUAUCCUAAAAUGUAUUAAAUUGUUUUUUUCUCAUCUACACACAAUACCCCAUAAUACAAAGCAAAAACAGGUUUAGACAUUUUAGCAAAUUUAUAAAAAAUUGAAAACUGAAAUAUCACAUUUACAUAAGUAUUCAGACCCUUUACUCAGUACUUUAAAGCUUCUUUGGCAGUGAUUACAGCCUCGGGUCUUUUUGGGUAUGACGUUACAAGCUUGGCACACAUGUAUUUGAUGAAUUUCUCCAAUUCUCUGCAGAUCAUCUCAAGCUCUGUCAGGUUUAAUGGGGAGUAUCGGAGAACAGCUAUUUUCAGGUCGGGUUCAAGUCCAGGCUCUGGCUGGGCCACACAAGGAUAUUGAGACUUGUCCUGAAGCCACACCUGCAUUGCUUUGGCUGUGUGCUUAGGGUUGUUGUCUUGUUGGGAUGUGACCAUUCACCUGCUCUGGAGCAGGUUUUCAUGGAUGAUUUCUCUGUACUUGUAUUUUUAGGGGGUGUAUCAGCCUUUUCUCUCAUCUUUCUCUCGAUCCUGACUAAUCUCCCAGUCCCUGCCGCUGAAAAACAUGCCCACAGCAUGAUGCUGCCACCACCAUGCUUCACCGUAGGGAUGACGCCAGGUUUCCUCCAGCCGUGACACUUGACAUUCAGGCCAAAGAGUUCAAUCGAGUUUCUCAUGGUCUGAGUCUUUAGGUGCCUUUUGGCAAAGGCCAAGCAGGCUGUCAUGUGCUUUUUACUGAGUCGUCGUUCCAUCUAGCAACUCUACCAUAAAGGCCUGAUUGGUGGAGUGCUGCAGAGAUGGUUGUCCUUUGGGAAGGUUAUUCCAUCUUCAGAGGAACUCAAGGGCCGUCAGAAUGACCAUCAGGUUCUUGGUCACCUUCCUGACCAAGGACCUUCUCGCCCAAAUGCUCAGUUUGUAAAGGAACAGUCUUCGUGUUUCCAAACUUCUUCCAUUUAAGAAUGGAGGCCACUGUUAUUGGGGACCUUCAUUGUUGCAGACAUUUUUUGGGGACCCUUCCCCAGAUCUGUGCCGUAACAGUCUGAGCUCUACAGACAAUUCCUUCGCCCUCACGGCUUGGUUUUUGCUCUGACGUGCACUGUCAACUGUGGGACCUUACAUAGACGUGUGCGCCUUUCCAAGUCAUGUAGAAUCAGGUGAACACUAAUCAAGCUGUGGAUAAACAAAUGGAAACAGGAUGCACCUAAGCUCAAUUGAAACUCUAAGCAAAGGGUCUGAAUACAUGUGAAUAAGUUUAUUUUUAAUACAUUUGCAAAAAAUAAAACUGUUAGCUUUGUCAUGGGGCAUUGUGUGUAGAUUGAGGAAUAAGGCUGCAACGUAACAUAACGAGGAAAAAGUCACGGGGUCUGAAUACUUCCCGAAUGCACUGUAUUGCAUAUAUUAAAAGGUAGACUCAGAGACAUGACGUUUCCACAAGCAGCACCGCAGAUACCUAGAUGAGUGAGAUGCAAGACGUCUCAGGCAGUGCAUUUUUUAAUUGAAUGUUUAUUUAAACUAGGCAAGUCAAUUAAGAACAAAUUCUUAUUUUACAAUGGCCUACCACGGCCAAACCUUGCCCUAACCCAGACUAUGCUGGGCCAAGUGUGCGCUGCCCAUGUGCAGGGGUUCAGUUCAAGCUGUUCACAGCAUGGUAGCCACAGGAUCAAAACAGUGGAGACAUUGAGCCUCAUGCUUCAAUGCUCUUUGUUGCAGAAAUUGACCCACUGCGGUUUACUUUCUGCUGAGUCUACCUUUGACAUUGCCAACCAGGUUAAUCAUAUUUAGUUUAUAUGCAAGUACUUACACAAUUGGUUGUUUGACAAUCUUAAUCGAUGUGCCCCAUUAAAAGUAGAAAGUCAUUUGAAGUUUGAUUAAAGGACAAGCAA
Oncorhynchus masou masou (cherry salmon) is the source of this 6431-nucleotide messenger RNA. RefSeq names its product fibroblast growth factor receptor-like 1. Gene Ontology annotation, cellular component: plasma membrane. Gene Ontology annotation, molecular function: fibroblast growth factor receptor activity; fibroblast growth factor binding. Bases 372 to 1886 code for a protein of 504 amino acids. The record is from RefSeq and is a predicted model, not a curated record. The transcript is spliced from 7 exons. Lineage: Eukaryota; Metazoa; Chordata; Actinopteri; Salmoniformes; Salmonidae.